CUUAGCCGGGAGGGGCUGGGUUUCAGGUUCACCUUGACUCCAGGAGCCGCAGUGGAGCAGGUACCCGCUCCUGCACCUGUUUCUCUUGCACCUGCUGUGCAGCUGCUCCCACCCAGCUCUCCUGGCCUGAGCCUUGCCUGGUGUGGCACCCUGGGGGCACCCCUACCUCUCUCAGUCUCCUGCCCGAGCAGCUGCUACACUCAGCUCCUUCUCUAAGGAAGGUCUCGCCUCCAGCCGGGAGCAGUCAGGAUUACAGCUCCUGCAGAAAGUGCCACCCUCGGCUCCAGGGAACAUCAUGACUGAAGUGGGCUGGUGGAAGCUUACCUUCCUCCGGAAAAAGAAAUCCACUCCCAAGGUGCUGUAUGAGAUCCCUGAUACCUAUGCUCAAACAGAAGGCAACGCAGAGUCCCCUCGGCCAGAGGGCGGGAACCCCCACGGCGAUUUUAACACCCGCCUGGAGAAGAUCGUGGACAAGAACACAAAGGGCAAGCACGUCAAAGUCUCCAAUUCGGGUCGCUUCAAGGAGAAGAAGAAAGUCCGAGCCACACUGGCAGAGAACCCCAACCUCUUUGCUGAUAAGGAGGGCAAAGGACAGUGAAGGGGGCCAGGGAGGAUGCUCUUGCCUCCCUACUCCUGCCAUCAGCUGGAUCUGAGACAGGGGCCUGCCACGCUGGCCUCCUUGGCCACAGCUGACACCAGGGGUGGGGGGGUGGGGGGGUGGCGUUGACGCCUGCUGGCAGGAAACAUGUGGGUUUAGCUUUUUAUUUAUGUGCCCCAGCUUUCUGGAAGGUCUGGGUUAUUCCCGGGUCCUCCCACGUUCCCCAACACAUACAGAGGCUGCAAAGUCCCACAGGAAGGACAGCCCUCCUGGAAGCAAGUGGCAGCCCAGCAGGGAAGUGGGCACGGCAAGGGAUAGAGGGAGCAGACUUCACCUCCUCCAGGGGCACAGGCUCAAGGGUGAGUUUCAAUUGCUGCUCCUUCUACUUGCUCUCCCUGGAACUGUUCCCUGGACCGAUUCUGAGAGUGAAUUUUCCAGAAGCCACCUGAUGGGGUGGUUUUCUGGAGCUGGAGGAGGCAGAGACCCCAAACCUGAGCUCACCUCCUGCCAAAGAGGGAACCGUUCUGGAACUUUGCAGGGGAGAGGAGACCGGCUGGCAUUCUGACACUCUCUGGGGGGGUGGGGUACUGCAGAAGGACCAGGCGAGGGACCCCACAGGUCCCUGCACACAACCUCAAAGGGACACUGCACUGGCUCAUGGGUCCAAAUUCUUCUCCCCUCCUCCUGGUAUUUAAGAAGAACAAGCCCCAGGGAUGAGUCCUGGAGCCCUGAAUUUUGCUUAAAAAAAAAAAAAGUAGGUUUCUCUCUUUGUAAUAAACAGUGCUGCAAAAGCAGAGAACCUAUUUAUGCUUUCGUCUUCUAUGUACUGAAGACUGUUUCUUCUGUCUUUACUCCCUGCAUGGGAAUAAAGUGGAACUCUGAGUG
This is a messenger RNA of Canis lupus familiaris (dog), 1483 nucleotides long. It is a transcript of the gene PRR15L, whose product is annotated as proline rich 15 like. The transcript is spliced from 2 exons. The coding region runs from base 296 to 598 and encodes 100 amino acids. The record is from RefSeq and is a predicted model, not a curated record. Lineage: Eukaryota; Metazoa; Chordata; Mammalia; Carnivora; Canidae.